Messenger RNA from Venustampulla echinocandica, 726 nucleotides. RefSeq lists its product as uncharacterized. The transcript has 2 exons. The record is from RefSeq and is a predicted model, not a curated record. The coding region runs from base 1 to 726 and encodes 241 amino acids. Lineage: Eukaryota; Fungi; Ascomycota; Leotiomycetes; Helotiales; Pleuroascaceae.
AUGCGUCACAAAGGCCCAUGGUGGCUCUCGACAUUUUAUAGCCUUUGCAUCCAAAGCUUUGUCCGGAAGGCGUUGUUGCAUUUGGCUCCAGGGGGGUUAUCCUUAGAACCACGCAAGUCCUUCCUCAAGACACCUCUGCGGCUCUUCAUUGCCAGCUCCGGUGGGUAUGACCCCUUGAGUCACACUCCCCCAUCCAGCAAGUCGUCAAUCCCAAGGGACGAUGAUUAUAUACAGGCAAGACAAGCUGUGGGCCGAGAUGAUUGGCAUUCACAGGACAUUGAUAGCUCGGCAGCAUAUCUAGAGCGUAUAUUUGACGAUAAGGGAUGCCCCGGUACAAUAGAUAGCGGGGCGCAGCAUCAUUCUCCCCACAGUCAACAACUACCUGAGCCGUCAAGGGAGAAUGACCCUCUCCCAGAGGACGGCCAACCUUAUUCACCAUCUCGUGCAUUUUCACGCUUACAUAGAGCUGCGAAAGAGAAACUAGAGCUUCAGUUACAUGGUUUAUUUAAUAAAUUGGGAGAUGCUAUGCUUAGGGAUCAGGACUUAAAAGACACAAAAUCGGAGAUUCUCUAUACAUGUCAGCAUUUGAGUACUGUGGGAGAUAACGAAAUCAUAAGGCUUUUGAGGAGAUUGCGCACAUCAAAAAGAUGGCUCGAGAUGUCCCAGCAAGAGGCUGCCGCAUUGCGAUUAGAAAACAGCAACCUCCGUAGAGAAUUGCCUACCUAA